Messenger RNA from Aplosporella prunicola CBS 121167, 678 nucleotides. RefSeq lists its product as uncharacterized. The transcript is spliced from 4 exons. The record is from RefSeq and is a predicted model, not a curated record. NCBI's taxonomy places the organism in Eukaryota, Fungi, Ascomycota, Dothideomycetes, Botryosphaeriales, Aplosporellaceae. Bases 1 to 678 code for a protein of 225 amino acids.
AUGUCCCGUAAAGUCACGCCAGGACGAAAACACGCCUACAAGGGCACGAGGGAAUGGAAAGAUGAAAACAGCAAUUUCGUGACUGUUGAAGACGUCACAUACAUUUCUACCCAGAGUACUCAAGUCAGACCUUUGCUGGCAUCUUCCAACUCGCUCUCAGUCGGUGUGAUGUUGGCAACGACUCAUGUUACGGUAGGCUUGGAAUUUCUCCCGGUCUUGAGUGCCCUCAGGUUCCAGUGUCCUUUUGUAUGUGCAGAGGAAUGCGAUGGUCAUAGGCUAUCCCGUGAGCUGUUCAGAAGUGAAGCCAUGAUAGCCACCUUGGAAGGUUAUAGAGAGCCGCUCGAAUCCCAUGAGCAUAAUCUCAUUGGAAAUAUUGGGCAUAAGUGGCCGAGUGGAUCUAGCACUCCCGAUAUUGCAUCGUAUAUUUGUAUAAGAAAUCCCCCUGGUGUGAACCGUCGUAAGACCUUAAGGAUUGCUGCUUACCAAAAGUUCCAACGCAUUUAUAGUACGCUCGCCACAACUCCCGUCCUGUGUCAGCUCAUCGAUUUGUUGCCAUUACAGCAGAUACUACAACUUCGGCGAGUCGGUUAUUCAGUAUCUAAGAAGAAGACUGCUGCGGCGAUUUUUCGCUAUAAGCGUUUUGCAGGGGGUACAUUGGUAUUCGGUUUGCCGGGCUGA